Molecule: messenger RNA, 3065 nt
Organism: Phragmites australis (common reed)
Lineage: Eukaryota; Viridiplantae; Streptophyta; Magnoliopsida; Poales; Poaceae
Product: pentatricopeptide repeat-containing protein At3g16010-like
Exons: 4
Coding region: 134-2032 (632 amino acids)
Molecular function (GO): protein binding
Source: RefSeq, a predicted model, not a curated record
CCGAGCCGGACAAAAGUGAGCCCAUCCCGAAAGCCUAGUCCUAAUGGGGCCCACCACUCAGUGAACUGUGUCCACGCAGCCUACCCAUACUUCCUUCCUCGACCGCCGCCACCGCUGCCGCCGGCGGCCGGAGAUGGCGCGCCGCGCCUCAUGCUUCCUCGCGGUCCGCGGGAUCUCCUCGUCGCCGUGCCUCGCGCGGAGGCUCAAGCAAACAGAAAGUGAGAUUGUUCAAAUGUUCCGCCCUCCAGCUAGUCGGAGUGAGGGGGCAAUAGCAGCUAUUGUGCCAAGGUACACGAAUUCUGUGCGUGUCUUGGAUGAGAGGUUCAUUAGGAUCCUGAAGAUAUUCAAGUGGGGACCUGAUGCUGAGAAGGCACUGGAGGUUCUAAUGCUUAGAGUUGAUCACUGGUUAGUACGGGAGGUUAUGAAAACAGAUGUUGGGGUCAAUGUGAAGAUGCAAUUCUUCAGAUGGGCUGCAAAGAGGAGGAAUUAUGAGCAUGACACAUCCACUUACAUGGCCUUGAUACACUGUUUGGAGAUAGUAGAGCAGUAUGGUGAGAUGUGGAAGAUGAUCCAAGAAAUGGUACGGAACCCCAUUUGUGUUGUCACCCCAACAGAGCUGUCAGAUGUAAUUCGUAUGCUAGGGAAUGCUAAGAUGAUCAGCAAGGCGAUUGCAAUCUUUUACCAAAUCAAGGCACGGAAGUGUCAGCCAACUGCUCAGGCCUAUAAUAGCAUGAUAAUCAUGUUGAUGCAUGAGGGGCAAUAUGAGAAAGUCCAUGAACUAUACAAUGAGAUGAGCAAUGAGGGCCAUUGCUUCCCUGACACUGUGACAUACAGCGCACUCAUUUCUGCUUUCUGCAAACUCAAUCGCCGUGAUUCAGCAAUUCAGUUGUUGAAUGAGAUGAAGGAGAACGGAAUGCAGCCAACUGCUAAGAUAUAUACCAUGUUAAUAGCUUUGUUCUUCAAACUGGAUGAUGUUCAUGGAGCGUUAAGUUUGUUUGAAGAGAUGAAGUAUCAGUAUUGCCAACCAGAUGUGUUUACAUACACAGAGUUGAUCAGAGGCCUUGGUAAAGCUGGGAGAAUUGACGAAGCAUAUCACUUCUUCCAUGAAAUGCAGAGAGAAGGCUGCAGACCAGACACAGUUGUUAUGAAUAAUAUGAUAAAUUUCUUAGGCAAGGCUGGUCGUUUGGAUGAUGCUAUGAAGUUGUUUCAGGAGAUGGGAAUGUUGCGGUGCAUCCCUAAUGUGGUGACGUACAAUACUAUUAUAAAAGCACUUUUUGAAUCAAAAUCUCGUGCUUCUGAGGUUCCAUCGUGGUUUGAGAGAAUGAAGGGAAGUGGAAUCUCCCCCAGUUCAUUUACAUUUUCCAUUCUGAUUGACGGAUUCUGCAAAACCAACAGGAUAGAAAAGGCCAUGAUGCUACUGGAGGAGAUGGACGAAAAGGGCUUCCCUCCAUGUCCAGCAGCGUAUUGCAGCCUGAUUGAUGCACUUGGAAAAGCUAAGCGCUAUGAUCUUGCAUGUGAACUUUUUCAGGAACUAAAAGAAAAUUGUGGCUCCUCCAGUGCUCGAGUGUAUGCAGUUAUGAUAAAACACUUAGGAAAGGCUGGACGGCUUGAUGAUGCUAUAAAUAUGUUUGAUGAGAUGAACAAACUCGGUUGCACUCCUAAUGUUUAUGCUUACAAUGCUCUUAUGUCUGGAUUAGCAAGAACAGGCAUGCUUGAUGAAGCUCUUACUACAAUGAGAAGAAUGCAAGAGCAUGGGUGUAUUCCUGAUAUCAAUUCAUACAAUGUUAUCUUGAAUGGGUUGGCUAAAACAGGAGGACCUCAUCGUGCAAUGGAGAUGCUUUUGAACAUGAAACACUCUGCAGUAAAACCAGAUGCUGUCUCUUAUAAUACUGUUCUUGGUGCCUUGAGUCAUGCUGGCAUGUUUGAGGAGGCAGCUAAGCUGAUGAAAGAGAUGAAUGCAUUGGGAUUUCAGUAUGAUCUCAUUACAUAUUCAUCUAUACUUGAGGCGAUUGGAAAGGUUGAUCAUGAAUAAACUGACAAAGUUCACUGGCGGGCUAUAGAUGGGUCCUGUUUGUGUUCUACAUAAGGCACCCUAAUCCAGGCUUAAAUUUUUUAAAAAAGAUUCUUCCAAUUGAAUUUUGUCUGUUUGGCAUAGAUCAAAAUCUGUGCUCAUGCACAACUCAGGUGAACUGUAGCAAUUGAACAAACUAUGAGCAAUAACUUCCGUGCUUAAAAAUGCAAAGCAUCCGAGAAUUUGUUGCUAGAAGUUUUGAGACCAUUGAAGCACAAGCUUAACUACUGUGUGCCUUGAGAGAUCUUUCUUCAGCAACCCACGUUCCCAUCUGGUGGAUUCCUGAAGUUCUGGUCUGUGUUAGUUCGUGCAACUCUCAUAUUUUUCAAGUAUUGUAUUAUAAUGAAAGAAAAGGAACUUCCUGGAUUUUGACGUGAAUAAAUUAUGGUGGCUUUUUGAUCUUGGCACUGGUGAAAACAACUUGAAUAUUUUCAGUUACUACUCAGAUGGGGCUUCCGUAUGGACAGCCUAGCUUCAUGGCAGCACUUGUGUUCCAUUGGAAAUGGAGGGUUCCUGGGUCAAGCUAUGUAGGUUUCAAAGUGCAGAUCUGGCUUCUGCUACUAGCAUGUAAAGCAAGAUUCCACCAAAUGAGAAUUUAGAGCAAGAAGACAAGUUUGGGAUUAGCGUUUCUCUGGAGCCAUGUGAAGCUGCAUAUUUAAUGAAAAACCUUAUGAGAGACAAGAGUACGUUGCACCUUGUAUAACCAGCAAAGACUCUGCAUAGUUCAAUAACAGCAUCCAGGCUUCCUUUUGGUAAACCGAAGUCCGGAAUCGAGAUAUGGUCCAAAUCUGAUAUAAAUAGUACCAUGAAUGUAUUUCUUUCGCUGUUGUAGCCUUAUGAUACAUAACACCAUGCAUGUGCUUGUAAUGCCUCUUGUAAAGAUCGUGUUAUCUUAGUGGAGAGCUUCUAAGCUCAACCACUCCGCAAGCAUCGAUGCUUAAGUUUUGAUAUAUCUUCGCUCCAGCAUGGAAAGGGAACAACUUUUUAUUUAGCA